Nematocida parisii ERTm1 is the source of this 408-nucleotide messenger RNA. RefSeq lists its product as uncharacterized. The transcript has a single exon. Lineage: Eukaryota; Fungi; Microsporidia. The record is from RefSeq and is a predicted model, not a curated record. The coding region runs from base 1 to 408 and encodes 135 amino acids.
AUGAAAGGUAAUAAAACAACACACGUUAAGUACCAAUUAGUAAUAUACGCAGUAUAUGUGGUAGGAAUAAUCUUCACAAACAUUAGAUUAGUAAAGGCAUCUAUGGUACCAGUCAACGCGCCAGCAGCAGAAACAAUACUCACCCCACAAUCACAUAUACAUAAAGGGUCAACUAAUGUUAUUAGUGAUGUGAAUCCAAAUCCAAAAGCAAGUGAAAGAGAGAAUGCCAUUAAGCGCUUAAAAGCCUUGCUAGAUACAUCAAUAGAAAGGUAUGAAGAUGGCGAAUAUAUUAACAGCAAUGAAAAGUCAAAAAUAAACUCAAGAAAUGUUAGACAAAUAUAUUUUGAACAAUAUUCUACUAUUGAAAAAACAGAACAGCCCGCAUUCAACUCUGUAAAAAAUAAAUAA